CCUUCAACACGCAAACACCAAUCUCCGUGAUGAUACGGUGAUACCGAUACGGAACCCAAAAGCAAAAUGUUUACUCUCUAGAGACGAGAGAGAGAGAGAGAGAGCGUGUUUAUUAAAACUCACCGAAUCAAAUCCAAUCUCAUCCGAGGCCAAAGGAGCAAACCCAACAAACAAAUGGCAAUUUAAACGGCACAAACACUGCUACUCUCUCUCUCUCUCUCUCAGUCUCUUCCGCCGCCGACAUCGUUACGGUUCGUCGACGCCUUUCGGCGGCGCCGUUUUCGUCCGACGGCGAUCCCCGAACAGUUCGCCGAUUCGUUUUCUUUCAACUUCGUCGAAUAACUCUCAUUAUAUAGUAUUUUCUUUUCAAUCCGUAACAAUUUCAAAAUAGUCGUCAAGAGGUCUACAAGAUGAUAGGAUCCUUUCUUACCAGAGGACUUGUGAUGGUUCUUGGCUAUGCUUAUCCAGCUUACGAGUGCUACAAAACUGUUGAAAAGAACAAGCCGGAGAUUGAACAACUUCGUUUUUGGUGCCAGUAUUGGAUUUUGGUGGCUGUUUUGACUGUAUGUGAGAGAAUUGGCGAUGCUUUCGUUUCAUGGGUUCCAAUGUAUAGUGAAGCUAAGUUGCUCUUCAUUAUAUAUCUGUGGUUUCCUAAAACAAAGGGAACGACCUAUGUGUAUGAUUCCUUCUUUAGACCAUAUCUUGCAAAGCAUGAGAAUGAAAUUGAUAGGAACUUGCUGGAAUUAAGAACCAGGGCGGGUGACAUUGCAGUUGUGUAUUGGCAAAGAGCUGCAAGCUAUGGUCAGACGAGAAUAUUCGAUAUUUUGCAGUAUGUUGCUGCACAGUCGACACCAAGGCCUCGCCCUGCUCAGCCACAACAAGGUGUUAGGGCUCGUCAACCCCCUGCUGCUCGCCAACCCCCUCCAUCUCCAAACCAACAACCAGCUGCUAAAACACAAUUGCAACCUGAAGAACUGCCAUCUCCCACUUCUAGUACUACUUCAAGUAAGGACCAAAGGGAGAUAGCCGAAGCAUUAGCUCCUCCAACAAAGCCUAAAGCCGCCCCCCAAGCAGCAGUUUCAAAUACUCAAAAAGCUACAGCAGCUGCAUCUGAAUCCACUAGCCAAUCUGUCCCAGCUGAGGAGGUUGAACCAAUGCAGACUGAAGCAGUGGCAUCCUCUUCAUCGACUGAAGAUACAAACCCUCCCCCAAAAGAGACAGUCAUGGAGGAAAGCAUUCGGGUUACACGUGCAAGGUUGAGGAAAGCUCGUUCUGCAGGCCGCUGAAGCAGCUCCUUUUUCAAAUUUUUAGCUUGGGAAGCCAGCUUAUAAACAGUAGGUGGGACCAAGGGAUGGUUCUUGAAUGGUUGUAGUAGACUGAUGUAAAUUUGUGGCCUUCUAGUUUCCAUUCCAUUUGUUUCAUUUUUUUUUUCAAAUCGCAAUUCUCAG
Messenger RNA from Prunus mume (Japanese apricot), 1448 nucleotides. It is a transcript of the gene HVA22G, whose product is annotated as HVA22-like protein G. NCBI's taxonomy places the organism in Eukaryota, Viridiplantae, Streptophyta, Magnoliopsida, Rosales, Rosaceae. The record is from RefSeq and is a predicted model, not a curated record.